Molecule: messenger RNA, 1092 nt
Organism: Aspergillus tubingensis
Lineage: Eukaryota; Fungi; Ascomycota; Eurotiomycetes; Eurotiales; Aspergillaceae
Product: putative histone acetyltransferase (MysT1)
Exons: 1
Coding region: 1-1092 (363 amino acids)
Biological process (GO): regulation of DNA-templated transcription
Molecular function (GO): histone acetyltransferase activity
Source: RefSeq, a predicted model, not a curated record
AUGGCUCCCAGUGACCCUGUGUCGCGCACCGAACCAUCCUCCACCGACCGUAACGUCAAGCACGUCGUACUGGGUGACCUCCUUUUCCCAACAUGGUAUCAGUCCAUCUAUCCGGAAGAUCUCGUCAGUAAAGACACAGACCGGUUGUACGUCUGUCGUUGGUGCUUCCGGUACUCGUGCGACGUCCACGCCUACGCGCAACAUACGCGACUCUGCCAACACCGGACAACACCUCCCGGAACGAAAGUCUACGAUCAUGGCGGAUACUCCGUGUGGGAGCUAGACGGUGAAUGUCACAAGCUCUACGCGCAAAACCUUUCCUUGUUCGCCAAACUCUUCCUCGAUCACAAGUCCGUCUUUUACGAUGUCGUCUCCUUCCUCUACUACCUCCUCGUCUUCACCGAUCCCAAUGACCCCGAGAAUUACUACGUCUUGGGGUUCUUCUCGAAAGAGAAACUCUCCUGGGAUGCGAACAAUCUCGCAUGCAUCCUCGUCUUCCCGCCCUACCAGCAUAAGCAGCUUGGAAAGCUGUUGAUGGGCGUGAGUUACAAGAUCAGUUCCUGGGAGAGUGAUAGUGGUCUCAUAGGCGGUCCGGAACGGCCGCUCAGUGAGAUGGGUCAUAGGAGUUAUACUCGGUUCUGGCAGGAACGAAUAGCCAGGUAUCUAUUGUUACGGGGCGGCAACCCGAAGGAAGCAGAGGCGCCGUCGGGCUCCUCCGUGCCACUGAAGCAGAAGUCUCCGAAGACGUCCAAGCGAAAACAUACCCACGAGCUCAUGACAGUGCAGGACAUUGGUCUGGCGACGGGGAUGUUGCCUGAGGAUGUUGUCACCGCUCUUCAAGGCCUGGGGGCCGUGGAGCCUGCGACGCCUGCUAAAAAGCGCCGGACAAAGGAUUCAUCUGGCGAGGCUGGAUCGGGCACAGAGGAGCCCUUGUUGAUUCGGAAGUCUAAGAUUCUUGAGUGGGCCAAGUCACAUCAUAUGGCGCUCCAAGACCCUGUUAGAGAUGAAGGUUUUCUGGGGAAAUGGGCCCCGGCUGAUUCCACUGAAGAGAGUGAGGUCGACAGUGAUGAGGUUGACGAAGAUGCUGGAUAG